Molecule: messenger RNA, 3624 nt
Organism: Struthio camelus australis
Lineage: Eukaryota; Metazoa; Chordata; Aves; Struthioniformes; Struthionidae
Source: RefSeq, a predicted model, not a curated record
AUGAUGACUAAGAGGUUCCCAUUAAACUUCAUUAAUUUUUUUUGUCGUCUUCAGGCUAUAGAAGAGGAAGGAGGUGAUCCAGAUAAUAUUGAAGUAACUGUUUCAGCUGACACACCCACCAAGAAACCAACUAAAGGCAAAGGUAAGAAGCAGGAAGCUGAUGAAUUAGCUGGUGAUGUGUCAGUUGAAGAAGAUUCCUUUGUCAAGGAAAGUGAAUUGGAGACUCAAGAUGCAAGUGAUCAAGAUGGAAAUGAUGAAUUAAAGGACUUUGAAGAAUCUGUUGAAGAUGAGAAUUUGAAUUCUAAAGAACUGCCAUCUACAGAAAAGAAAAGAUACCCUGACUUGGAGCCAGCAGAGACAACAGAAGAUGCAGAAAAGGAUUCUGAAAGUCAGGAAAAUGAAGGUCAAGAUGUAGAAGAUUACACUUUUCCAACUGUCCAUGACGGUGAAGAUGAAGAAAAUGAGAAAGAUAAAGCAGGUUCUGGUGAUGGUACACAAGAAGUAUCUAAACCUCUUCCUUCAGAAGAAAGCCUAGCUGAGGCUGAUCACACGGCUCAUGAAGAGAUGGAAGCUAACACCUCUGUGAAAGAAGCUGAGGAUGAUAACAUAUCGGUUACAAUCCAGGCUGAAGAUGCCAUCACUCUGGAUUUUGAUGGUGAUGACCUCCUAGAAACAGGUAAAAAUGUGAAAAUUACAGAUUCCGAAGCAAGUAAGCCAAAAGAUGGGCAGGAUACCAUUUCACAGAGCCUGGAGAAGGAAAGCAAGGACUAUGAGAUGACUGAGAACCAUAAAGAUGGUAAGAAGGAAGACUGCGUGAAGGGUGAUCCUGUCAAGAAGGAAGCCAGAGAAAGUUCAAAGAAAGCAGAAUCUGGAGACAAAGAAAAGGAUACUUUGAAGAAAGGUCCCUCGUCUACUGGGGCCUCAGGUCAAGCAAAGAGCUCUACUAAGGACUCUAAAGAAAGCAAGACAACAUCAAAGGAUGAUAAAGGAAGCGCAAGCAGUGUUAGUGGUAGCAGUGGAAGUUCAACUAGAAACCUGUGGGUUAGCGGACUCUCUUCCAACACAAAAGCUGCUGACUUGAAAAAUCUCUUUGGCAAAUAUGGAAAGGUACUUGGUGCAAAGGUGGUCACAAAUGCACGAAGCCCAGGGGCAAAGUGUUAUGGCAUAGUAACAAUGUCUUCUAGUACAGAAGUGGCUAGAUGUAUAGCACACCUUCAUCGAACAGAGCUGCAUGGACAACAAAUUUCUGUUGAGAAAGUGAAAGGUGAUCCCUCCAAAAAGGAAUUGAAGAAAGAAAGUGAUGAGAAAUCCAGUUCGGGUAGAAACAUGGGAGAUAAGAAGACUGCAUCAAGUGAUAAAACGAGCAAAACUCCAUCAACCAAAAAGGAAGAAAAGAAAUCUGAGAAAUCUGAAAAAAAAGAAAGUAAAGAAGCCAAGAAAACAGAAGGUAAAGAUGAGAAGAGUGAUAAUGGAUCAAGUGGCCCUAAUCAAGAAUCCACUAAAAAAACUGAAGAAAAGAAAAGAAUAAGUGGUAAAAGCCCAGGUCAAGUUGUAGUUCUAGACCAAACAAAAGGAGACCAAGGCCACACUAGGACAGUUAGAAGGGGAAGGUUUGAUAAACCACAGAUAUUGAGGAACAAAGAGCGUAUUAUUCAAGAUAAAGUGAAAUUCAGGGAAUACAGGGGUAGAAAGGAUAUCUUGCCUUUUGAAAAGAUGAAGGAACAGAGAUUGCGAGAACACAUGGUUCGAUUGGAAAGAAUACGACGAGCUGUUGAACUCCGAAGGUACUGGAUUUCCCUAAGCAAAGGAAUUCCCAGCAGGCAUAGAGCUUAUACAAGAAGCAGGAAAGGUGCUUUCUUCUAUGCUCUGUUACAGGAGGUGGGGAGAGGAAAGGAAAAAGCAAAAUUGACUGUCCACAAGUAUACCUAUCCUGUAAUGCAUGAGCGAGAAGAAUGCUUGCAGAGGGAAAGGGAGCGAUUAGAAAUAGAAAGACAAAAGCUAGAGCGGGAAAGAAUGGAACGGGAGCGUUUAGAAAGAGAACGUGUUCGUAUCGAACAGGAACGUCGAAAAGAAGCAGAGCGUAUUGCUCGUGAAAGGGAGGAACUUCGUCGACAACAGCAGCAACUUCGUUAUGAACAGGAGAAGAGGAAUUCUUUGAAACGUCCACGUGAUGUAGAUCACAGGAGAGAUGAUCCGUACUGGAAUGAGAAUAAGAAGAUGGCUCUUGAUACAGACGCACGUUUUAGUCAUGGUUCAGAUUACAGUCGCCAGCAGAAUAGGUUUAAUGAUUUUGAUCACAGAGAAAGGGGACGAUAUCCAGAAGGUUCUUCUGUUCCAUCAUCCUCCUUUGAUAGGCGAGAACGUUUUGUAAAUCAAGGCGAAGCAAAAAAGACACGCCCAACAGCACGAAGAGAAGAGCCGGGGUUUGAGAGAUAUCCUAAAAACUUCAGUGAGUCCAGAAGAAAUGAACCACCACAGCCAAGAAGCGAACUUCGAGAUACGGACAGACGAGAAGUGCGAGGAGACAGAGAUGAGAGAAGAACAGUGAUAAUUCAUGACAGACCUGAAAUACCACAUGGUCGGCAUCCAAGAGAGACUGGUUCAAAUCCACCUAGGCAAACAAAUUGGAAGAGCGAAGGAAGCCUAAGCACAGACAAACGAGAUGGCAGAGGCGAGAGGCCAGAACGAUCAGGAAGAGAAGUGUCUGGACACGUGAGAGGUGCACCUCCUGGUAGCCGUAGCAGCGCUUCUGGGUAUGGAAGCAGGGAAGGAGAACGAGGCGUGAUGGGAGAAAGAGGUGGCGGAGGACAACACUAUAAUGAAGACAGACACGUUGUUGAACGCCAUAGUCGUGAAACUGGACCAAGAAAAGAGUGGCAUGGACCUAGUUCUCAAGGAAGUGGGUAUCAUGACACAAGGAGAAUGGGAGAUGGCCGUGGAGGAGGUGGCAUGAUGUCUCCACAUACAAGUAACUCUUCACCAAUUAAUAGAGUUGUACAGAUCACAGGCAAUUCCAUGCAGAGGGGAAGUGGCUCAGGAUUUAAGCCGUUUAAAGGUGGACCUCCACGAAGAUUCUAAGAUCUACAGCUGCUUGGUUUCGAGAUAACUUAUUGAAAUCUCUUGUAAACUUUCUCUGAUUAAAAACAGGAAAUCUUGUCUGGAAAUCCUGGUUAAAUUUUUUUAAUUUAACAUGAUUACUUUUCCUCUCAAUUUUGGAGGCAUUUUAAUAGUUGCGUUGUAAUUUUGGAUAGUUUUUGUGUAUCUUUGAUAAGCAUUUUCCCUGAGGCACUAGAGCUGUGUAAAACAAAUUGGAACCAAAACAUUUGUUAAUCUUGUAUAAAAGAAUAGUUUGCAGCUGUGUGCUAGUAGUUUAAUUUACCAACAUUAGCUCUGUGGUGUCAUGCUUUAAAGUUAGCUGCUUACCACAACAUUACACAACUAUAACCUCCAUUUUGAAGGUUGUCCAGGCUAUUCUCUGCUUUCUAAUUUGUAGAGAAAUAAGAUUGUUCUUGCAUUACUGGGUAUUAUGUAACCUAUUUUUGCAGAAGGUACUGUUACAUUGAGUGCAUUUAUGUGUAUUCUUGCAAAUGUAUUCUUUUGAAAUAAACCUUCAUAUUCUGUAUA